This is a messenger RNA of Protopolystoma xenopodis, 450 nucleotides long. Lineage: Eukaryota; Metazoa; Platyhelminthes; Monogenea; Polystomatidea; Polystomatidae. The record is from the annotation of a GenBank genome assembly.
AUGCGCGUGUGGAGCCGCUCGGCCGACGCCGUGCCGGCGGUCGCCCAUUUGACAGCCGCCGGCGGAGUACGGCCCAGGCGUCACAUUUCGUCCUGCUCAGCUGGCCAGAGCCCCAGUCUCGCCAGACGAAGUCUCAACUCGGCGCCAGCCGGACCACACGACGCUCGGCCGCACCACUCACGCCUCGACGUCACCGCGCCUCCACACGCCAACACUCUAGCCCAAACGCAUACACACACGCCGUCGACGUUUCGUCAUCCGCCGCCCGCGGCCCUUUUGCUCGUUGCCCCAUUCUGCCUCGUCAGUUGUGCUCGCCGCACUCGCGGCUCGACUGCUCGACAGAAAUGUCCACAGCCAACGUCUGACACUGGCGUGUGUCUGCCCCCGUGUGCGUGUAUGUGUGUGCCCGUGCACAGCCUCGCUGGCCCGCCGGGCCUCUUGCCCGCCUGA